GUCCGAGCGAUGCCAAAUAUAUAUAUAUAUAUAUAUAUAUAUAUAUAUAUAUAUAAAUAUGGCGAGAUGCGCCGCGCGCCAGGGGCGGCGCCGGAGGCGCCGCCGGGGGGUCCCCGACGCGGAUCCAAGAAAUACGCGAGUCGCGCGACGCGUGCGGCUGUCUGGAUGGCAUGUGAAACUGGCACCAUCAGGAUAAGAGACUGCGGUGUGGCUGGUGGCACUUCUUUGAGCCAACUCCUUCCGCACACACACUUGUAUAACUUACAAGGAAUUCAAAGACUUUGUUGUAUUCGCGUCGAUGCCACAUAACUGGAUCGUCCACGUCUGCGGCCAAGCGCCAGCCGCUGACCAGCCGCAGACUGCCAACUGGAACGCUUUCUUCGCAGUGGUCUCGAAUUCCCGGGGCAAGCCCCAGCAGCCAAAGUCCCCCCUCCCCCGACCAUGCGGAGGAGGAGGAGGAGGAGGAGGAGGAGGAGGGGGAGGAGGAGGAGGAGGAGGAGGAGGAGGAGGAGGAGGAGAAGGCCUCCACUCCCCCGCCCGAGGAGGCUCCUGCCAGACGGCAGGGACACACGCAGAGGAACGGGGGGCAACGUCAGCACGGACUUCCGGAGCUCCGCGCGGGCCCCCCUCUCCGAGGCGCGCGGAGCGCCAGCAGGCGGCCGAGGGCCAGAGCAGCGGCCGAACUCGAAGCUCGCGAGACGCACGCCGUAUCGACCUCACGUGGCGGCAGCGCGCUCGAACAGCGCCACGAAGAACGCCACGACUGGUCUGGUCCUCGAGCUCGGUGCGCACGCAGAGCUCGGCGCCGGGGAAGCAGCUCGCGUGCCCGCGCCGCGGCCACCACGGCAGGCAGCUGGCCAGCCGGAAGGCGGCGCCCUCCUCGGAGGCCAGGACGCUCGCCACCACCUGCUCGUUCUCCUCCUGGCGGGGCAGGUCGAGUACGCGAUCCUCUGCACGGACGGGAAGCGCAUCGCGUGCCGGAUGAUCCGGCGCUGGUUCGCCGCCAGCUCCGCCACCGUGCCCUCGUCCGCGAGGGGCUCGGUGGUCAUGCCCGAGGAGGAGCAGCUCGGGUCCAGCAGCACAAUGUGCGUCACCCGCGCGAGCUUCGGGUCGCUGGGGGACACCUCGAGGAAGUCUGCCAGGCGCGGCUGGACGCAGGUCGCCCGGCGCUGCUUCAUGAGCCGAUCCUGUAUCCAGCCGCCGCUUGUCGCGGUCCAGGGCGAAGACGGUGCCGUCGUUCUUCAUCAGUGCCGCCAGCUGCGACGUCUUCGAGCCUGGCGCCGCGCACGCGUCCACGACGUGGGCGCCGGGCGGCGGCGCUAGCGCCAAGGCGGGCAGCAGCGACGCCUUCUGCUGGAAGAUCAGGGUGCCCGACCCGAACAUCUCGAUAUGUCCGAGGUCUGCGACUGGCCCAUGGGGCAGAGGAACAGAAGGAUCCUCCACAUGCAUGUCCCGGAAAUACACGUUGCUGCCUGCCCCCUUCGGCACCUCCGGGUUGAGCGUGGUGCCAGCCACGGUCUGCGUCUUCCUCGCCGGAGCACCGGGGCAGCGCCCGCUUCAUGCUGUCGCGGGCCUCCACGCGCCGGUCCUUGCCUCCUUCGCUCGCGCGGCCCCGCCGGCAGCCGCCUCCCGCGGCCCCAGCGGCCGCAGCACGCGCGCGGGCACG
Molecule: messenger RNA, 1666 nt
Organism: Prorocentrum cordatum
Lineage: Eukaryota; Dinophyceae; Prorocentrales; Prorocentraceae
Source: the annotation of a GenBank genome assembly